Molecule: messenger RNA, 558 nt
Organism: Phytophthora infestans T30-4
Lineage: Eukaryota; Oomycota; Peronosporomycetes; Peronosporales; Peronosporaceae
Exons: 2
Coding region: 1-558 (185 amino acids)
Source: RefSeq, a predicted model, not a curated record
AUGCCGCCGGGGACAGAACGUUGCCAGCAUUUUGGUUCGUCUAUUGCUUACUUGGAUGUCGUCGUAGGCGCAGCAGCGGAGAAUCUGAGCCAAGCCGCCGUCACGAACCAGCUUCAACUUGUUCUCCUCAUUCAGAGAGAAACUCGAGAAGGCUGCAGCUGCCGUGCGUUGGUAAUCCAGCAGCGGACUCUGCGCCAGCCUGAUGAACGGCUGGAGAAGCGAUUCUUGCACGAUGUGAACGCGGAUCGUCGGGUUGGCGGACAAGAAGCGCAGGCCCAUCGCGGCAUACCGCUGCGUGACGUCAUCUGCAGACUCGGUAAGCUGGAUGAGGCUCAACAAAGCGCCUUGUUUGUACACGGCUUGGUGGUUCUCCUCGUUGGAGCAAAGAUUCGCCAGCGCGCGACUCACAUCUUGCAGAAUCUCCGCGCUGUCUUGAGCCACUUUGGUCAACGCAACGAGCGCACUCGUCAAACCUUCCGCCACAAUUUUCUGCUGGUUCGUGGGGUGUUCGGACACAUUCGCGAUCAACCCCACGCACUGGCACUGCAGAUCGCGUAG